Molecule: messenger RNA, 810 nt
Organism: Mycena indigotica
Lineage: Eukaryota; Fungi; Basidiomycota; Agaricomycetes; Agaricales; Mycenaceae
Exons: 3
Coding region: 1-810 (269 amino acids)
Source: RefSeq, a predicted model, not a curated record
AUGGUACUUGGUACACAUCUGGUACCUAGAACGUCGCUUCUUGGCGCCGGCGUCGAUCAAGGGCAAGGCUAUAAGACGCCGUUCCUUCACCGUUUGCUUCCCUCGUCCUCAUCGCACCACCAGAUGUUGUCCUGGCUCUCCGCGCUUUCUCUGGCGACCACAUUUGCGCAGCAUGCCCUUGCCGCGCCAGGCCAGCUGGUCACGGUCAUAGUGCCUGUGCUGGACCCCGACAGCACGUUAACCGCUGUGGUACUCGGUGUUGACUCGAAGGGUCACACAACCUACCAGCUCGAUCAACCCGAAGUAGGACUCCAGUCUGGCGGGACCCGUACCACGACGUCAAUAAUAAAACCUGCGACAGCAACGCUUGUUGCCGGGUCGGACUACGCGUCAUACACAUACUCUGUCGACGACCCUGGCCGGGUCAAUAUCCACCUCGGAUUCGACUGCAUUAUCGAGGGCGGCGGCGGUGAUGCCAUCUGUUCCAAUGUCAACUUGAACGUGAACCAAAACUCGGUCGCCGCGGCAACGACCACGUUUCUCCCGGACGCGCUGGCCAAAGUCGUGCUCGACAUCGUGCCCAAUUCGCCCGCACCGAGUAAUACUGCGGGUGGCUCUCAGGCUGGCGGUGGAGGCGGCCCUUCACAAACCUCUUCUGUGGGUGGAAAAUCUGGAGCGUCAACUGGGCCUUCGUUAUCGGGCCAGCCUUCCCCGACUGGGUCCCAGCCGAGUGCGGGAAAGAUAUGGCGCCCAUCGCGGUUGCUUUGGGCUGUAUGGGCCGGGUUAUUUGCGGUUAUUGGGCUGCUUUAG